CAGGCCGUGUAGAUUAGAGGAGGAAGCAGCGGCCCAAACGCUCUCUCCUCGCCGUUUCGUUCGCACACACACGCGCGAGCUAGCAGCCGUAGUUGCAGCUCUGCAGGGCUCGGCCUCGGCGCGCGGGAGAUGGAGGAGGAACCGGCCGGAGGAGGGGGUGCGGGUUGCAUCGUCGUCGCCGGCGACCGCUCGAGCUUCGUGACCGGCCUCAUCGAGAACCGAGCCAAGGAGGUUGGUGUUGCGGCCUUUGAUUUGAGAUCAGCCUCACUGCACCUCUCUCAGUAUAUCGAGACGAGCUGCUCAUACCAGAAUACAAAGACGCUACUGCAUUUCUACGAUCCGAUGGUUGUAAUUGUGCCCCCUAAUAAAACAGCUGCAGAUGGUAUGGUUGGAGUUUCAGAGCUGGUUGAUAAAAAUUACCCAUCAAACAAAAAGGUCACGAUGGCACGUGGUUGCUUUGAUGAUACAAAGGGGGCUGUUAUGGUGAAAAACCUUUCAGCCAGGGACCCAUCUGCACUAGGUUUGGAUACUUACUGCAAGCAGUACUAUCUUUGUCUUGCUGCGGCCUCUGCAACAAUAAAGUGGAUAGAAUCAGAAAAAGGUGUAAUUAUUACCAACCAUUCCUUAUCAGUUACAUUCAACGGCUCGUUUGACCAUAUGAACAUUGACUCAACUAGCAGUGUUCAAACCUUAGAAAUUAUUGACCCUCUCCAUACUGAACUGUGGGGUACUAGCAACAAAAAGAAGAGUCUCUUUCAGAUGCUGAAGACUACAAAGACUACAGGAGGGUCUAGACUACUGAGAGCCAACUUACUACAACCGCUAAAAGAUAUUCAAACUAUCAAUACUCGGCUCGAUUGCUUGGAUGAGCUAGUGAGCAACGAGGAACUGUUCUUUGGCUUAACACAAGGUCUUCGUAAAUUUCCAAAAGAAUCAGAUAAGGUUCUCUGCCACUUCUGCUUCAAGCCUAAAAAGGUCACUGAUGAGGUACUGAAACCUGCCAAUGGUAGAAAGAGCCAAAUGUUGAUAUCUGACAUCAUUGUCCUAAAAACUGCUCUGGAUGCAAUACCAUUCCUCUCCAAGGUUCUGAAGGGGGCUAAAAGUUUUCUUCUUCAGAACAUUUAUCAGACAGUAUGUGAAAAUCCAAAGUAUGCAAGCAUGAAAAAGAGAAUCGGGGAUGUGAUUGAUGAAGAUGUUGUUCAUUCAAGGGCUCCUUUUGUAGCUUGCACUCAGCAGUGCUUCGCUAUUAAGGCAGGAAUUGAUGGGCUGCUUGAUGUUGCUCGCCGAUCAUUCUGUGAUACCAGCGAAGCCAUACAUAACCUCGCCACCAAGUACAGGGAGGAGUUUAAUAUGCCAAAUCUGAAGAUACCAUAUAACAACAGACUGGGGUUUUACUUUAUUAUUCCCCAGAAGGACAUUACUGAAAAGCUUCCAAAUAAAUUUAUUCAGGUUGUUAGGCAUGGGAAGAAUGUCCAUUGCUCAAGCUUUGAGCUUGCUUCGAUGCAGCUAAAUGUUAGGAACAAAUCGGCUGCUGCUGAGUGCUUCUUGCGCACGGAACUUUGUUUGGAAGGACUUAUUAACGAGAUCAGAGAAGAUAUUGCUAUCUUAACAAUGCUCGCUGAAGUAUUAUGUCUUUUGGACAUGAUUGUAAAUUCUUUUGCCUAUACAAUAUCUACAAAGCCUGUUGAUCGUUACACGAGACCAGAGUUUACAGAUGAUGGUCCAAUGGCAAUCAAUGCUGGACGGCAUCCUAUCCUCGAGAGCUUACAUACUGAUUUUGUUCCUAACAAUAUCUUUCUUUCCGAAGCAUCAAAUAUGGUUCUUGUCAUGGGGCCAAACAUGAGUGGGAAAAGCACAUAUCUUCAACAGAUUUGUCUUAUAGUCAUUCUUGCGCAAAUUGGCUGUUACGUUCCAGCUCAGUUUGCAUCACUGAGAGUAGUAGAUCGUAUAUUCACACGUAUAGGCACUGGAGACAAUGUUGAAAACAACUCGAGCACGUUUAUGACAGAAAUGAAAGAGACAGCUUUCAUCAUGCAAAAUGUUUCUUCAAAGAGCUUGGUUGUAGUAGAUGAACUUGGAAGAGCUACUUCUUCCACCGAUGGGUUGGCAAUUGCAUGGAGCUGCUGUGAACACCUUCUAUCCCUCAAAGCCUACACCGUGUUUGCGACACACAUGGAGGGCUUGUCAGAGCUUGCGACGAUGUAUCCAAAUGUGAAAAUCCUCCAUUUCGAAGUCGACUUGAGAAACAACCGCUUGGAUUUCAAGUUCCAGCUGAAGGAUGGUGUCCGGCGGGUACCGCACUAUGGACUUCUGCUAGCCAGAGUGGCUGGCCUCCCUGCUUCGGUGAUCGACACCGCGGCCAGCAUUACUUCACGUAUCACAGAGCAGGAAAUGGUUAGGAUGGAUGCGAACUGUGAGCAAUACCGGUCUCUCGAGAUGGCUUACCAGGCUGUGCAACGGCUCAUCUGCUUGAAGUACUCGAACCAAGGCGAUGACUACAUCCGUGAAGCAUUACAGGACCUCAAGGAGAGCUAUGCCGCAGGUAAGUUGACAUGAAAAAAGAGAUUACUGCACCAGGAAUAUUACAGAGGUUUGCGUGGAGCGAGUCACACGGCCUAUUUGCUGGUGUAUCACCGCAGGGAGGCGUGAUCCAUAGGUCUUACUUUUUUUUGCCUUAGUCAUGGCAUUGUAUUGUAACUUUUACACUAAUAAAAGUCCUAUACUGAAAGUAGCGAUAUGGUAAAGCGGAGGAGAAAUACUACUUGACGAUUGUAUGUUUGUAUAUUCGCCCCAGAUAGUUGUAUUUUACUGGGUAGUAAAUCAAAACUAUACCAAGUGAUA
Messenger RNA from Lolium perenne, 2841 nucleotides. RefSeq names its product DNA mismatch repair protein MSH4. Gene Ontology annotation, biological process: mismatch repair; reciprocal meiotic recombination. NCBI's taxonomy places the organism in Eukaryota, Viridiplantae, Streptophyta, Magnoliopsida, Poales, Poaceae. Gene Ontology annotation, cellular component: nucleus. The record is from RefSeq and is a predicted model, not a curated record. Gene Ontology annotation, molecular function: ATP-dependent DNA damage sensor activity; mismatched DNA binding; ATP binding.